AUUAUAAAAUCUGAUAUUCGUGAUUUAAGAGAAGGAUUGGAUUUAUUAAAACAACAAUCUCGAAUAUCUAACCUUAUCCUAGACCUAAAAAUGCAAGAAUUAAAAUUGGAAAAUUUAAUUUUACGCCAAAAAAUAUGGCAUUUUAAAAAAGAAAUUGAGAUGCAACAAAGGAUCGAGCUUGAGGAAGAGACUUGCAGCGAACUGAAACAAGUUUUCGCUAGUUUACAGCAACAAGUUGACUUUAAGAGAGAUAAGUUGAAGAGAAUUAAUAAUAAAUUGCAAUCAAUCAGACAGGAAAUUAAAGAUAAUCACGAGGUGUAUCUUAAGGAUAGACAGGAAAUUGAGAAUGCCAACGACGAAGCCACAGUAAAUCUGAGACAGGCUUUUCUGAUCAUCGACAAUUUCGUACCCUCUGAAGAAAGGAGCAGGAUUAUUAGUUUGGCUCAGUUUGAUGAAAAUUUGGACAAUUGGAUCAUUAAGAAAGAAAUCGAGAAGAUAUUACCUUCAGAGAGACCAAGGGCACACAAUUACAGACGUCCUAUAUCAGACUAUGCCAUACAACAGGGCCAACUCAAUCCAAAAUAUAGAGGUGAGAACGUCUUGGACUUAAAACUGGACAUGCCCUUGAGAACGACGCAGGACUACGUCCCUCCCGCCAUCUGCCCUCAGAUUAAAGCUCUAGUCAAUGACGUCAUAAAGAAAGAGAUGGACAACUGCCACGUCACUAUCAAG
This is a messenger RNA of Sitophilus oryzae (rice weevil), 732 nucleotides long. RefSeq names its product kinesin-like protein KIF3B. The annotation marks the transcript as partial. Lineage: Eukaryota; Metazoa; Arthropoda; Insecta; Coleoptera; Curculionidae. The transcript is spliced from 4 exons. The record is from RefSeq and is a predicted model, not a curated record.